Molecule: messenger RNA, 4782 nt
Organism: Oreochromis aureus
Lineage: Eukaryota; Metazoa; Chordata; Actinopteri; Cichliformes; Cichlidae
Product: protein FAM83B-like
Exons: 5
Coding region: 209-2986 (925 amino acids)
Biological process (GO): epidermal growth factor receptor signaling pathway
Cellular component (GO): cytoplasm; membrane
Source: RefSeq, a predicted model, not a curated record
ACAGAGUUCACGUAUCCAGACCUUUAGCACUUACCGGCUUAUGCUGGAGAGAGUACCGACACCAGGACUGACAGAAGGUUUUAACUUUUUAAGCUGGUUUUAAGUUUCUUGCCUCUGAUUAAUCAGGAAAACCAGGAUUCCUUUUCGCCAGUUAUGAAGUAAAGAAGAAGCCUGCUGCACACAGAGGCUCAGAGGGGUUCUCACAUCCAUGGAGUCCAAUCUGUCAUGCCUGUCUUCACUUGAAGAGGACUAUCCAGAUUACAUUCAGCCACACUAUAAAGAAUCCUAUCGUCUAGCCAUUUAUGCCCUACUAUGUGGCGGCAAAGAAGCCUAUGAAGAGUUCCUUCGAGCUGAGCAGAUCAACCACUUCCUUUCAGAGGAAGAGACUGUGUUCAUUUUGGAAAAUGCAGAGGUACCGGUUGUGGAGGAUGAUUCAGAAGGGAGACGCAGCACAGACGAGGUCAGGGCCUCCACCUAUUUCCCAAUUGAGUCGGAUGAGGAGGUGCCAGACUUGGAUUUGGGCUGGCCAGAGGUUGCGCUGGAGGGUAUAGAGACCAGCAUUAGCCUGCUGUUUCACCCACCCAGACAAAACACACCAACAAUUAAAGAGGUGGUUCGGAAGCAGAUUCAGGCUGCGCAGAAGCUUAUUGCCAUUGUAAUGGAUGUCUUCACUGAUGGCGACAUUUUCAAAGAACUCAUCAAUGCGAUACAGAGGGGAGUGGUGGUCUACAUCCUUCUGGAUGAUUCCCAUGUCAAGAGCUUCCUCAAAAUGGCACACAACAUGGAGAUUAAUAUUCAAGAGCUCAAGAACCUUCGUGUCCGGACGGUUCAGGGGCCAGAGUAUCAGUGUCGCUCGGGGUUUAAGUUUCAUGGAGGUUUGGAACAGAAGUUUAUACUUGUGGACUGCCAGACAGUUAUGUAUGGAACAUACAGCUACACAUGGACUUUUGAGAAAAUCAACCUGAGUAUGGUCCUGGUUGUCACAGGCCAACUGGUUUCCACUUAUGACGAAGAGUUCAGAAGACUCUAUGCUCGCUCCACAACUUCUUCAGUCUUGCUUAAUGGGCGGCCACCUGUUCUGUACCUCAAAGAUACUUUGGCUCUGGAGAGCCCAAACUCCAGCCAGCUUUCUCUUAAUAUGAUUCACAGGAGAUCCAGGGUGAUGCACGGCAUGAGAAGUGCUCAGGACAACAGGUUCAACAAUUCUGGCACAAUGACCAGAGGCUUGAGUGUCCAGGAUAGGCUCCAUCAGUAUGACUAUACUGAAAUGGGGAACCUAGUGAAAGGACACAGUUAUGGGGGCGAGCUGCAAAAGGUAAACUCCAUGACUCGGCUAAGGAUGGGAACUAAAGACAUUGGAGUCCCUGGGAGAAGUGGAUCUAAACCGAGGGGAGGUGGGGAGGCGCUUCUACCAAACCGGAUGUCACACCAUCACCUCCGGCACCAGACACGUUACGGUGCAGACCAAAACCUGAUACCAUUCAACUCAGAAACAUCACUCCACCGCUGGAAGAUUGAUUCUUAUCUUAAUGAGAAUGAGAUGCGUCCAGAUGCGUCAUGUGAUGUGAUCUCGCCUGUGACAUCUCCAUAUAGCAGUCACACAGGCUUAAAUGAUUAUCAGUCACAGCUCAUUCACAGCAGGUCAAGAGAUAUUAAGUCCAGAAUGGAAGAAACACGGCAAAAGAGGUUCAGUUUGCAGGACUAUAGCAAUUUCAGGCAAAGCCAAGAGUCUUUGAGGUCCAUGUAUCUGAAUGCAGAAACAUCCAAACUGAUGUCUUCAUUAAGAGGCCUGGAUGUAAGGCAGAGUAUCACAGAAUUGGAGCCAGUGGCACAAGAAAGCUGCAGCCAGGAAAACAGGGAGCUCAAGAAGCGAGGUAACAAAAGAGAGCCAUUGCUCACUGAUGGACAGCGUCCUGCCUCUCACCAUGAUGUGGUUUCAGAUGGAAAAACAAUGCAGACAUACGAUUGCCGUGAGCCUCUAUCCAAGACAACAUCAACUGCUGAUUUAGACCAGAAAAUGAGUGAUGCACCACUCAAGCUUUCUCAUUUACAGUCCAGCAGUGUUAGCAUUCAGCAUCCGAGAGCAAUGGAAUCUUUGACCGAGGUCCCUGAAGAAAAAGACACUCACUUGGACCCAGCACUUAAAGUCAGACAUCAGAUUUGCAAAGAUGAGGAGCUUGUUCCUAAGAACUCUGUAAAAUCUCCAGAAAGAGAAAUUCAGGAUCAAGCCGCAGGAAAGCAUUAUAGGGUGGCCAAAAGCACAGGCUCAGGUGCUCCAAGGCAAGGAAAGCAAUCCAUUUCUAAUGAAGCUGAAACUUCUCUGGAAGUCUUUAAUCCAUCUACAGGACCUCAGCAGGCAGUGGAGGAUAAGGGCAGUCACACAGAAAAAGGGGAAACACAGCCAGAAGAUGUAACGCUACAGAGAAAACAUUCCAUGAAAAUGAAAGUGCCUACGUCAGAUGAAAAGAAAAUUUCCAAAAAAGAAGAGAAGUCACUCCAAAGAAGGACCUCAGGAGUAAGCCAGCCACUGAAGGCAGCCCAUUCCCUGGCACCUGAUGCAGUGCACACAACAAAAAGCCAGUCACUGAGCAUGUCCAGUUUGCAGAGCUCCCUUACUAGUUCAUCAGAGACAGAAAAGAAUAAAUCUCCACUGUCAAGAUUUUCUCCUCUGCGUUUGAGCAAAAAGAAGAUGGCCCUUGCAGCAGAGCAAGACUCAAAGGGCACUCUGGGUGACGAAAGAGAGACUUUAUAUCAGAGACCAAAAGACAAAGCCUACAGUCGGUAUGAGUUUUUGCUUAGCAACGAAAAUCUACGUCUGGAUAAGUCAAAGAAGAAGGCAAAUUCAUAUUCAUCAGACAAAGAGAGAAUCUCUUCCCUGCAUAGGCGCGAGUCUGGCCGUCAAGUGAAUCAGACACAGAGCAGCUCUGAUAACAAACUGGAGCGAUUCAUGCAGCGAGUUGGAAAUCUAAUAAACAAGAACAAGUAGCGAAGGCACAGAAGAAGGCCAACAUGGUCAGAAAUGAAGGCAAAGUUUAUGCGUGUUACAUGUUUUGCGUGUUCUACUUCCGGCGCCCCCCGUGUGCGGCAGUCUGUUACAGCGGCUCUGCUUAUUCUGAGUUUCUUUCUUUCUUAUCUUUUUUUCUUCUCGUAAUUUUUAUAACUAACGUAUUAGUAAUUAGACUCUGCAACCAUGUAACAAAUUUCCCACGUGUGGGACUAAUAAAGGUUAUCUUAUCUUAUCUUUUCUUAUCUUAUCUUAUCUUAUCUUAUCUUAUCUUAUCAUCUUAUCUUAUCUUAUCUUAUGCAGCUGUUUUCUUGCCUAGACGAACAGUUUCUUUACACCACAGCAGUAUGCUCCACCUUUUUUCUUUUGUCGUCACUGAUGCCAGUAACAAGGCUUGAUAAAUCGGGUAUUUGCUGUUAAAGUCUGAGCUGGAUCUUACUGGGGAGGAGGAGUUAAGGCAACCAGGGUGAAUCUGACAGUAUCACUGCAAAACAUUCAGCAAUGUUUGAUUCAGUAAGCUAAAUUAUAAUGAUACGGUAUGUCUUAUUAAAAUGUAUUUGUUCUUUUAGUUUACCUAAAGGAUUAGUCUGAUGAGAGCAUCUUUCAUGCUAUGACAACACCAAAACGAUCAGUGAUGUGUGAAGCCUGAUUGCAUCAUAUUCCAGUAAACCUCUGUUGUUGUUCAGUAUUGUUGUGAAAUAACUACGUUUAAAAAAAACCCCACACCAGUAACGCCCACUGUUAUAACCUGUACCUGAGGUUUUUUAAACAAACAUACACUGGUUUACUCUAAUACAGUAAUGCAUGCAUUCAUCUGCGUUGGUGGAUUUGGUGUUUUUUGUGCAAUGUGUCACAAAAAACACCAAAAAUAUGUCACAUUCCUUAUCACUUAAUGUAUCAUAAAAUGUAUCAUUCAUGAAGCAUAUUGAUAUAUUUUUUUAAAAAUAUGGACGAUGCUGUUCAUUUUCUCAGUGUAUUUUCAUGAGUUUAGCAACUAUGUUCCAAAUAUGAAAAGCAUUCACACUGGACUUCUAUCAGAUAUUUUAUCAUAAAGUGUCUGUGAACACUAAACUGCUUUCUAAGUCUCUGUGGAAGAUAUCUGCUGCAUAGUCAUCAGUGUUACUCUUCUUCACAUCAAUUCUACAAAGCUUUUUAGGUUAAACAGAGACACAGUUACACGCCUACUUUAUAAGCUCCCUUGAAUGCUCAGUGUUACAGAUCGCCAUCUUGGUGUUGUUCUUUAUAACACUGUCACAGUACUGGGUCAUUUGACCCAUCAUUUGAAUCACUGAUUCUGCUUUUUUGGACUUUGUAGUGUUGUUUAUUUAAAGAUUCUGUUUGAUUCUGGAUUUGUUUAUUGUUUAUUUUCUUUCAUGUGUUUUUUUUCUUUCUCUUAGCGUAUUUAGUACUUAGUUCUGAGUUGCUUUAGAGUUUAAAUCUUCCGUCAGUGUUUCUUCCUUGUUUCAAAGGUUCUGGGUUAAAUUCAUUCAUGUCUGUGUUUUCCCUGUUUAGGUUUUGCACUUCCUGCUUUAUUUUGUGAGCUGGUUGUUCCUCAUGCUUUGCUUUUACUUUUGCUUCCUUGUCUCAUCUUCUGCUGUCUCUGUGUGUCCUUUGUCAGUGUGCCUAUUCCCUUAAACCCCAGUGAUAGUAGCUCUAGUGUAUUUGUUUAGUUUUCAGCAGUUUAUAGUUUUCAGUGUUUCCCUUCUGGAUUUAUGAUUGACCUUUUGUAUUAUUGCAAAAAGCCAAUAAACGGUUCACUUCAAAUUCACUGCCAUCUA